Messenger RNA from Lasiodiplodia theobromae, 597 nucleotides. RefSeq lists its product as uncharacterized. The transcript has 2 exons. The record is from RefSeq and is a predicted model, not a curated record. Lineage: Eukaryota; Fungi; Ascomycota; Dothideomycetes; Botryosphaeriales; Botryosphaeriaceae. The coding region runs from base 1 to 597 and encodes 198 amino acids.
AUGACCAUCCACAGCGCACCUAGCAUGCUUUUCCUCGUGGCGGCAUGGGCUCUGCUGGCAAGCGCCCAAAGCACGACGACGUACUCGACCAGUACCAGCUGGGCCCUGCUCGACAACACCGACCUCUUCCCCAAACACACGUCUACCGCAUCACCAUCCGCAGCCGUGACCACCACAGCCAACGACGCAGACGAAGACAUCUCCACCACCACCACGCCCACCACAACCACCACAGGCGACAGCUUCCAAAUCACACCACCGAUUCCAUGCCCAGGCCUCUACUACACAUACGGCGGCGUGUGCUGCGCGGGCAACCAGAUGCUCGACUGCGACUACGACGAGCUGUAUGAAGGGCAGCAGGAACCGUCGUCGUGCUGCCCGGCAGGUCAGUUCGUCUGGGCCCUGCCGCUGUCAGAAGAGCAGAUCGCGGACGCGCAGAGCAGCGGCGACUACAGCGGCUGCCCGGGUAAUAUGCGCAACGGCGUGUGCUGCUCCGGUGGCGUCAUCUACCGCGAUGACGAUGCGGAGUGUGCCGCCGUCAUCCUCGGUGGCAGCGACAACAACGACAACGGGCGGGGUGCGUACUACUACGAGUAG